Messenger RNA from Halichondria panicea, 875 nucleotides. Its product is annotated as ras-related protein Rab-18-like. The record is from RefSeq and is a predicted model, not a curated record. The coding region runs from base 82 to 714 and encodes 210 amino acids. The transcript has 2 exons. NCBI's taxonomy places the organism in Eukaryota, Metazoa, Porifera, Demospongiae, Suberitida, Halichondriidae. Gene Ontology annotation, molecular function: GTP binding; GTPase activity.
CUUCCAGCAACCUCUGCACUUUGGUCAACAAACACUGAGAUUGCACAUUGAGGUCAGACACAUAAAGUUGCUUUCAGUGAGAUGGCAGCUGCUCCUAGCCGAGGUCCAACAUAUAAAGUGGUUCUUCUUGGAGAGCUGGGCGUGGGAAAGACGUCUAUGUUCAGGAGGCUGAAGGACAAUUCCUUUGAUGAGUACCAGACUGCCACCACUGGCAUUGAUAGCUGCUCAAAGGUCGUCAAGUGUGAUGGACAAACUAUUAUGCUGAGCAUAUGGGACACAGCCGGAGUGGAGAGGUUCAGAACGCUAACCAGGAACUACUACCGGAAUGCUCAUGCCGCAGUUUUUGUGUACAGUGUCUCAGACGCCUCAUCGCUACACUACCUGGCACAGUGGAUCAAAGACGCUCAAAACUUUGCCCCUAAUGCCACUCGAAUGUUAAUUGGAAAUAAAAUAGAUGUUGAACCUCCGGAGAUAGACUCGACGACAGCUGCUUCAUUUGCGCAAGCUCACGAGUUCGAACUGAGUUUCACUGUAUCUUGCAAAACUAAUCGAGGAAUAGCUGAUGCUUUUGAAGCGCUUGCCAAGACCUUGCACUCUGCACCCAAGGGUUCGGACGAUCCCUCGCAACGAACCAAGUCUGUGAUAUAUGGAGAUCAAUUGAACCCUGGAAAUCCAACUGAGACUGUUAACGAGGGCGGGGGUUGUAGGUGCUGACUGUACACGUGUUUAUAUAAGUAUGCACUUUGUGAAAUGUUGAUUUAGUUGCUUUGUAUAUGCAUACAGGUCUGAACAUGCAUGUACUUCUAUAUUCUUUUUGUAAAAAUGAACGAUGGGCAUGACUGUUUUUGUUGUUGUAUAUAAUUUACAAAGCCAUG